AUGGCCCUCGCACCAUCCCCCGAAUCUAACGACAUAAACUUAUGGUCCCGAAACCGCUACCUAGACGUUCAAGACCCUCCCCCCCAGCCCUGCCUCCGCCGCAACGCAAUCGUAGAAAUCCCAUCGGACGGGAAAUCCCUGGCCCCCCCUCUCAACUCCCUCCCCAUCAUCCCCAGCACCAGCACCAGCACCACUGCCACCGCGCCAAGAACAGCUGUCAGCACCGCAUUAUUCACCGAAAAAACGGGCGACCCGACAUUCUUCUCCUCGGCGGUCACGAGCGCGGCAAAUGGGAGUGUGGCGGCGCAGACGCGUGGUGCGGAGACGGCAACGCAUUCGCAUCCCCAUUCCCAUUCAGGAAGCGCGGUGGGGACGGGGCAACGGGGGAUGGGGAUGGGUGGAGAGACGGGGGGUGCGCUGAGGGAGGCGGUGGAGAUGGUAGUUGUGUUGUUGGUUGGGGUUGCAUUUGCUGUUAGUUUGUUGUUGUAG
Plenodomus lingam JN3 is the source of this 489-nucleotide messenger RNA. Lineage: Eukaryota; Fungi; Ascomycota; Dothideomycetes; Pleosporales; Leptosphaeriaceae. The record is from RefSeq and is a predicted model, not a curated record.